Messenger RNA from Anopheles gambiae (African malaria mosquito), 2759 nucleotides. RefSeq names its product endoplasmic reticulum junction formation protein lunapark-B (gene Lnpk). NCBI's taxonomy places the organism in Eukaryota, Metazoa, Arthropoda, Insecta, Diptera, Culicidae. The record is from RefSeq and is a predicted model, not a curated record. The transcript is spliced from 6 exons. Gene Ontology annotation, cellular component: endoplasmic reticulum tubular network. Gene Ontology annotation, biological process: endoplasmic reticulum tubular network organization. The coding region runs from base 707 to 1981 and encodes 424 amino acids.
GCGUCUUCUGAAAAGAAUCAAAACAUCCACGACGAGCGAAAAACCGACGAGCCACGCGUAAACUACACAAAAAAGCGUAAACUAACACCCCGCAGGCCAAAAACCGGGUUUCGUGAGCUCACCAACGCUCCAAAUCGGUGUGAAUUUCCCUCGCUUUUGACGUUUCGAGCGAGGGUCCCGCAGGCCAAAAACCGUCGUCAACGCUCCAAAUCGGUGCGAAUUUCCCUCGCUGGCGACGUUUUUUGUAAGUACUUGUGACGGUUAUUGACGUUUCGAGCAAGUGUUUGCGAGGGGUGGCCGGGGGUUGCCCUGCGGUGGACUGUUGGAUCGGCGACACGGCACUAGCCAUUUGCAGAAGCAAUUGUUUGUUUGUCCCUGCUAGUACCAUCGCGCAUCCGACAGAUUUCGGUGCCAAUCGUGGCAUUUUGGCCAUUGACGAAAAGAAAGUUCAGUGACGCGUUGGCGACGAGAUGCAGGGCCUUUAAUAGUGGUUGGCAUUUUCCGUCGUAUUUUCCGUUCACCGCCUUUGCCACGACCACGGUCGCCAGCCUAUCUGUUGCACAAAGCACAGAAGAUCAAGUGUGCUGUACAAGUGGUGAGAGCGUGGCACACCGGAGCGGCGGUGGAUUGUGGUUGGCGAAUCAGCAGCGGGGUCAAGCAUUUGCUCCUACCGGCCCACUUUCCCCACCCAACAAGCAGCACCACGAUGGGGGUCAUUUUGUCCAGAUUUCGGAAAGAGAAAAGCACUUUCCAGAAAUUGGAAGAAUUGGAGGAAAAAAUCAAGAGUCUCGAAGCGUACACAAUCAGCACCCAGGAUCGGCGGAAACGCUUCGUUGGCCGAUUUUUAGUCACAUCGAUCGUGCUGUACAUCGUCGGGUCGUUGAUAUUUUACUUCGUCUUCUUCCCGCCAACGUGGAAUGAACGGAUCGUCUAUUCCGUCCCACUACUCAUCUGUCCUAUACUCAUCUUCGUCCUAAAACGGGUACUAGCAUGGCAUUACGAACGCAAGUUACGCUUAAACUCGAACAAGCUGAAGGAUCUUCGGGCGGACAAAAAGAAGAUCCUAGAGAACGUGAUGGAAAAGGAGACGUACAAGGUGGCGGUUGAGAUUUUGGACAAAUUCGGCGAAAAAUCGCAUCGCAUUCAAACGCAAGCAUUCGCCGCUUCGCUGACACCUCAGCGCGGCCCUAAGCCGAUGCCCGUGGGACAGCCUGCGGCGGCACCACGAAUGCCGACCCCGGCCAUGCCCCAAAGGCAAAUAUCUCCUCCCUCGGUAGCGGUUCGACCGGCAACACCGAUGACACCGCAGAUGCGCCCCAGCGGUCCAAUGCAUCACACACCGCAAACGGCACCCGGCAUGAUGAUAAGGGCCCCACCUAUGUAUGGUGCGCGUGGCAGUAUGCCGUACCGAAGGACGCCGUUCCCCAUCAUCAACCAGAACGAGAAGGGCGUGCUGGAGAAGAUGGUGGACUAUUUGGUGGGCGAUGGACCGACGAAUCGGUUUGCCAUGAUUUGCAGCGAAUGUUGCAUGCACAACGGCAUGGUUUUGAAGGAAGAGUAUGAGUACACUGCUUUCCGGUGUGCUUUUUGCAAUGCAUUGAAUCCGGCGAAAAAGCAGCGUCCCGUCGCUCCCCGGCUCCCAUACGAACAGGAGCAGCUUGACAGACUUUCGCAAAAGCCUGACACAAGCUCUGAAUCGGAAGCGGAAGAAGGGGAUGAUCGCUCCUCCGGUUCGUCGCAAUCGGGCGAACCACGAAGCCCGGGUGUCGGUGAGGAAGAGCCAUUUGAACCAGAAGAGCAAGUAAAGCAAGAAGAAAUGCGAAACCUAGCAACUAGUGAAACGGAAAGCUCAGCCGAUGCCGGUGAAGCAAGCGGCGAAAAGCUGCUCCCAACGGAUGGAGAGCCAGCGGAGAGCAGUACACCCGACAGCACCGAAGUGCCAAGCAGACCGGAAACCGUCGGGUCGAAAAAAGUGGACUGAAUUUAUUAUUUUACUCUGAACAUAUUGUUGGUUUUUGUGUUGUUGCCACGUAAGGAGGAGAUGACGUGUUUUGCCCUGUUAAACUUUUUAUCUAACUCUUUUUUCUAAAUAUCGACUGCCGCUAUGCACACAGACACAAACACACCCCUGAACGCCUCGAAAAAGGAUCCCUAGUACAGUGGACAACGAUUGCACGCUGCAGUCCGCUGACAAAGUCACUUUUCCCCCAUCUUGUUCUCAUUAGUGUUCACAGUUCUGUAAAUUUGUGCAUUUAGGGAAAGGCCACACACCACCAAGCACGGAAUAGCUUCACUAGUCAAUCUACACUCACACAUUUAAUAUCUUAGGUAACCAAUUUUUCUUUCUAGCAUUUGCUCCUUGUAAAAAAAAAAGAAACAAAAACAAAACGGUGAUCAUUCAAGAGUGAAAGUAGUUUGUUCUGUGAAACCAUUUAAGUGAAACUCUUUGCCAACGCUAUAGAACGUGCCUAACUAGUGAAGUGUGGGAGCUAGAGUAGCAAACAACUAAUGUGAAAUUAAUCAAUAUUUACAGCAUUUUUCUUUUCUGCGUUGAAUUUGUUUCGGAAAGCGUACAAGCAUACGAUGGUCAGUGCACGUGGGGCGCGCACGUGGCUAUGUUAUAGGUAAAAGUGAGGAAAUUGCUAGCUAAAUCAUAGGGAAUGAAAAAGACUCGUUUGUUGAUCUUGUACGCUCUUGUUGUAAUUAUAGUACUUAUGUAAGGCCUUUGCAAUAAAAAAGAAUUAGAAUUUGUCUAAAAA